Messenger RNA from Penicillium salamii, 1980 nucleotides. The record is from the annotation of a GenBank genome assembly. NCBI's taxonomy places the organism in Eukaryota, Fungi, Ascomycota, Eurotiomycetes, Eurotiales, Aspergillaceae.
AUGCUUCAAGAGGAAGGUAACGCGGUGCUCAGACCUUUCCCCCUUCUUGCACUCCACACCCUCAUAUAUUUAUCAACCUCGGGCAUCGCUCCGGUGAUACUAAAACUAUCCUGUGUUGAUGUUCCACAGAUUAAAUGUGAUGCAGAAUUUUCGCAAUGCAAUUGGUGCAAACAUCACGGUCUGGCCUGCACGUACAAUCGAAUAGCAGGACGUAUUAAAUCAAGGUACCGGACCCGCCUUCACACUUCUACAGAGCCCCACAGAACAAACGCCCUCUCUGCACUUUUAGUCUUGUCUGCCCAGACCCUCAUUGCUAUUUUUAAUGUACUGAUGAGCCCUAGAAACCAAAUCGACUUGUCUUCUGUUGGAAGGUCUAUUCAAUCAAACUCAACAGGCUCUUCUGUACCAGAUUUUGAUGCAUCCCUUGACUCAUCAUUUGGUCAAUCCCAUGGCACAGCUAGAUUUGCAAGCCAGUUCCGGAGCGUGACAGCCUUGAGCGGCAUUGAUCUACUCUCCACGGAAGGCUUUCGGUGGAUCGAAGCUCAGGUUGGAGAGAAGAUCGAAGAAGCGAAAUUAAAUACGUUUGACCUCCCAUGGACGUGUCCGCGCAGACUACAGGAGGACAAUGCCAUCACAACCGGAUCUGUCACUGAACUGCCCCGACGACAAGUGGUAGAACUAUACGUCAGGCGGUAUGUCUCGUCAUUCCAGACACUCGUUUUCCCUGUCAUCAGCAAGUCUCUCUUCGUCCAGACGUUAGAUUUGGCUUAUGGCCCCCCGGAAUUAUUUGGUUAUGCUAGUGCGAAGGCUUGUGUCUGGUCGUUUCUAUCACUGGUCACAUUGUUCGGACUCGACACCAAUGUCUCUGGGACCGUGGAUUGUGGGUUUUCCAUUCUCGAGGCUCAAAAGUUGCUUCCACGGCUGAUUCAAGAGAUGACUGUGGAUGGAAUUCAAUCACUUUUGAUGCUUCUUCAGCUCCAAUACUUUCUGGGUGACCUGCAAUCCGCCGCAGUGUCCAUAUCAAUUGCCACUCGCCUUCUAUAUAAGCUGGGGGCUCACAUGGCGCCGAAACACAUGGGUCUUUCUGACCACACUUUCCACUAUGACAAACGGAUGCUUGUAUUUCACCUCCGUGAUCUUUUCUGGCUCUGCUAUUCCUUUGACAAAGACAUCAGCCUUCGGACUGGCCAGCCUCCAUCGAUUAAUGACUCAGACUGCGACCUUUCACUGCCGCUGGAGUAUGCUAGGCUCCAAAACAUCAACAUAAAAAGACAUUAUCUGACACCUGAUGACCAUGUGAUUCCUCUCUUCCCUUGGGACCUUCGCCUAUCAAAAAUCAAAUCAGAGGCUUUCAGUGAUCUCUACUCAGCGAGGUCCUACACAAGGUCGAAUUCGGAGGUUCUCGGGAGCAUUCGGCAUCUUGACGAAGCCUUAGAGGAGUGGAGGCUCUCGCUUGACCCGGAUAUCCGUCCGAUGCUGUGGCACACCCCGGAAACAUCAAUUCGCACCAGUAUGAACACGCAAGAGGUCAUACUGCGAUUAGCAUAUUAUCAUUGUGUGUCAAUAAUACACCAGGCAAGCGACAGGCGCGAUAAUCCGGAUUUUAGAACAGGCAUUAAGUCUAGAUUCAUCCAUUCGAGUGAUGAAAUUUCAACGACUGCGAGUCGUUCAACCAUUGCACUUCUUGAUGCCACAUGGCCCUCAUUGAAGGGUGAAUGCUUUUGGGUUCUUCUCUUCUACAUUCUGACUGCAACCUUGACUCUUUUCUGUAAUAUUCUCAAAGAUCCUUCGAACCAAAAAAGCUCCGACGAUGUGAAUGUCUUAUAUGCUGUUCCCUCGCUACUGAACAACAUUCCCAUUCGAAAUCUCACGCCGGCCGAGAUCAUUCAUUUGAAGUUCCUUAAUGGCUUCACAGCAGAGCUUGCAAGACUUGGACAUUGCGCAAUAUCGAAAGCCCAGGGACAGCUUCGUGGCACUUGA